UGCAGUCGUACGCCGCCCUGAACCACAUGACGUCACACAACCUGGCCAUCGUGUUCACUCCGUCGCUCUUCCACACGGAGGGGAAGAGCGGCGCCGAGGGGCUCGUGCUGGAGCACCUCGUCGCCCACUACCCCUCCCUCUUCCACGUGAGCGAGGAGCAGCUCCGGGCCCGGCAGCAGGAGACCGACCUCAUCGUGCAGAUGACGAGCUCCAGUUGCCUCAGCAAGGAGCGAGCUGGCGACAUGAUUAUCGAGGUUUACCUGCUGCACAAAGACAGCGACAGCUGCCUGAGUCUCCAGGUGUCGGCGGCGAUGACGGCGCAGGAGCUCACCGAGGAGGUGCUGGAGAUGAGGCCUGGGGCGGAGACGGGGGGGGUGGCGCCCUGGGCCACCUUCGAGGUGAUCGCGGGGGGCGAGCUCGAGCGGGCCCUGCACUACCGGCAGCGCGUGCUGGACACGGUGCUGCAGUGGCGCCUCCACGCCGACUUCCAGACGCACUACCUCAUCGUGCGGCCUCACCCCGCCGCCAGCGCCAUGCAGCACUACCUGGAGCGGUGCGGUGCGGCGCUGCGCUGGGAGGGGCUGGUGCGCCUGCGGGAGGAGGCCACGCGCCUCGGGGAGCUGCUGCCCGUGUCGCGCUUCCACGAGAAGCUGCUGGUGGUCAGCGCCGGCGUCGCCACCGUGUACCGCGACGCGCGGGCAAGCCGGGCUGACAGGGAGUGGGCUGUGUCUUCUCUCACCGUCUACCGCGGAGUUCGCAAGAAGCUGAGACCCCCCACUGAGUUUGGUGUGACCGUGUUCCAUGGGCGCCAGCAGUGGUAUCUGUGCUUUGACAAUGAGGCGGACUGCCUUCACUGGCACGCGAGCAUCUUGCACACGCAGCACGACGGGGACCUGUGGGGGGCGGCGCGGGCAGCGGGGGGAGCGGCGGGGCGGGGGGCCGCCGUGCGCCGCGUGGGCAAGCGCUCGCUCGUGCCGCUCCGCGGGGAGCAGAGCGAGAUCCGGCGCAGCCUCGCGGCACUCAGCGCCGCCGCCAGCGCCGCCAUCGCCAGCCCGGAGGCGUGAAGACCACGAUGCAGACCCCUGGAUCCCUGGACUCACUCCCUCCGCCCUGGAUCUCAAUCGCUCAACCUGCGUCUUAUCCAACUCGUGGACAUUUAAAAAAUCGCCAAGUGAACCUCAGAAAUACUUUAUAAAAAAAAGUUUUAAAAAAACUCAAAACGGGGCCACACGGCCCCAGUAUUGCAGAGCUGCCCCGAUUUUCCUGGGGCCUGUUUUGAAAAAAAACGAAAACCACUUUUUAUUUCACGCAACUGAGCUAAACAGCUCGUUUCCAGAAGGGCUAUCACAAACGACGGCGAAACGAAGGGACGUAUCGUGUGGAAAUGUAUAAACAGCAGCCAAAUCCUCUGAGAUGCGUUACGUCGAUUGUCAAUGUGGAGGGGAAAACCGUAGGAACCGGAGAAAAAUCCACGUGACCACGGAGAGAGAGACACGAAAACUCCAAAUAUACAGCAGCAGGCGUCAGGGUCGGGAUCGAACCCACGACCUCCUGUAGACCAGGCGAGGUAGUCAACAUCUCACCACGGAGAGAGAGACACGCAAACUCCAAAUAUACAGCAGGCGUCAGGGUCGGGGUCGUACCCACGACCUCCUGUAGACCAGGCGAGGUAGUUAACAUUUCCUAGCCACGGUGCGGGCCCACGGUCACGGACCGGUGGUGCGCAUUCUCACUUAGGUCAACUUCGGGCGCGGCGUUAAAAAACAUUUUUUUGUAACUAUUUUAUUUUAACUUUUUUUUUGCACAGCCGCCGAAAAAGUUUCGUUGUCGCGUAAAACGGAGAGAUGGAGCAGCAAUUGGCAGCGGAGAGUGGGAUGAUGAUGGGGGGGGGGGGGGGGUCCAAGACUGGGCAUUUGUGAAAAAGCGCUUCAUAGCUCAUCGGAUUUCUCCAGCGUAAAACUUGUCCUCGGCACAGGAAUGUGCCCCCCGUGGGGGAACGGAGACCCCACAAAGGUAAAGAUCCCCCGUGUAGCCUUCAACAGGCUGUCGGCACGGGGGACGGCGUUGGGGGCGAUAUCGCCACCGCGCCGGCUGGACUCGUGUGGAGCGGAACAACGCGGAGGGAGAGAGAUGUUUACAUUUGCGUUCAAACUUUAGCGGCACCGCGGAGUCGAGAGGGGUGUGGGGGGGGGGGCCGGUCAGAGGCGUGCGGUCUCCCCCCUUCCACGGCACUCCACUUAAACUCUGGGGCCUCGGUGCUGCGGUGAUUUCCAAGAGAGGCCGGGGAAAACGGUGGCUUUUUUUGUGCGGCCGCGUUUUGAAAAUAAAACACCCAGGUGGAAUUAUACCCCCUC
This is a messenger RNA of Lethenteron reissneri (Far Eastern brook lamprey), 2354 nucleotides long. Its product is annotated as arf-GAP with Rho-GAP domain, ANK repeat and PH domain-containing protein 1-like. The record is from RefSeq and is a predicted model, not a curated record. Gene Ontology annotation, molecular function: phosphatidylinositol-3,4,5-trisphosphate binding; GTPase activator activity. Gene Ontology annotation, biological process: signal transduction. Lineage: Eukaryota; Metazoa; Chordata; Hyperoartia; Petromyzontiformes; Petromyzontidae. Gene Ontology annotation, cellular component: cytoplasm.